AUGUUGCUGGUUUGUCUGUUAGAUGGACAAGCCCCGCUCUCCUGUUCAGAGGGCUUCACCGAGCUGGGCUACUAUAAUGGCUCAGUUUCCCAGACUGAUGCUGGCUUCCCCUGCCUGAGGUGGACGGACUUCCCAGACUACAUGCUGCAGUACCCCGGCCGUGGCCUGGGGGAUCACACCUUCUGUCGAAACCCAGACCGAGAGGCCAACCCUUGGUGCUUCUUCAGGCAGAGUUCUGGUGCUAUUGGCUGGGCCUUCUGCGACUGCCACCAGGGUGCAGCCAGGUUAGUGGGGGGCGUGUCAGGCCACAGUGGGAGGCUGGAGAUCUACCUCAACGGCCAGUGGGGGGCAGUAUGUGACACUCAUUGGACCGAUCGCGACGCCAGCGUCAUAUGCAGGCAGCUCGGGCUGGGCGAGAUUGGAACAGCACUGCAGCAUUCCUAUUUUGGCCCAGGCUCUGGACUGUUCCACUACGAGCGACUGGGUUGCCGUGGCAAUGAGAACUCCCUAAUGGAGUGCCGGAGCAGGAAGUUUGUCACCAGUGACUGUAACCAUGGCAACGAGGCGGGGGUGGUGUGUGCUGUACCUGAAGGGAGCGGCGCCCCCUUAAGGCUAGUCGGUGGCCAGGAGGACUUUGAGGGCCGUGUCGAAGUGUAUCAUAAUGGCAAAUGGGGGACCAUUUGUGACGACCAGUGGGACGAUAUUGAUGCAGAGGUGGUCUGCCGACAGCUGGGCCUGGGGGGUGUAGCCAAAGCGUGGACAUGGGCACACUUUGGCCAGGGCUCUGGUCCCAUCUUCCUGGACGGGGUUCAGUGCACAGGCAAUGAGCUCUCUCUAGAGGAAUGCCCUCACAACAACUGGGAACAACACAACUGUGACCACAUGGAAGAUGCUGGGGUUUCCUGUAACCCAUAUACAGAUGGUGCAGUUCGGCUGGUGGGAGCGGACAGCCCCUGGGAGGGGCGUCUGGAGGUUUACCACCAGGGAGACUGGGGCACUGUGUGUGAUGACAACUGGACUGAGCUCAAUGCCCAGGUGGUGUGUAGACAGCUGGGCUUCAGGGGCCGAGCGGAAGUGGCCCCAGACGGGGUAUAUGGAGAGGGACUGGGGUUGAUCCUGCUGGACGAGGUGCAGUGUCAGGGGACAGAGAGCAGCCUGCUGGCCUGCGGCCAUGCUGAAUGGGGACGCCACGACUGCUCCCACAGUGAAGACGUGGGGGUUCGCUGUGAGAGAGGAGACAACACCAAUGAGAGACCAGACCUGCCGGUUCCCACUGGCCCCCUUGUGCGGCUGGUUGCUGGAGAAAGCAGGAAGGAAGGCAGAGUGGAGGUCUUUAUCAACGACCAAUGGGGAAGUGUGUGUGAUGAUGGCUGGAAUGAUGUGAAUGCAGCCGUGGUGUGUAGACAGCUGGGAUUCAUCGGUGUGGCUAAGGCUCGCUCAAUGGCCUACUUUGGCGAGGGCCAGGGCGCAAUCCAUUUGGACAAUGUCCGUUGCUCAGGGAUCGAGUCAUCCCUAGGCGAAUGUCCGGCUGAGGGUCAGGGUGCCCACAACUGUCGCCAUAGUGAGGAUGCAGGUGUGAUCUGUGACUACACCCCAGAACCCGUCGGAGAUGGUGCCAUAGCAACACAGACCUGUGGCCUGAGACCCAACGGCCAGCGCCGCCGUCGCAGGAUCAUAGGUGGAGAUAAGUCACUGAGGGGGGACUGGCCUUGGCAGGUCUCUCUGUGGCUGAGGUCUCAGUCUAAAGGGAAUCAUCCUCUGUGUGGAGCCUCACUCAUCAACUCCUGCUGGGUCCUCACUGCUGCCCACUGCUUCAAAAGGUUUGGCAGGGAUCCAACGCGCUACGUGUUGCGGCUAGGUGACUACCAUACUGAGGAGCAGGAUGACUUUGAACGCAGCCUGUCACCUAAACAAAUCAUCAUCCACAGGAAGUACCACAGUCAGGGCUGGGAGUACGACAUUGCCCUCCUACGCCUCAAGGGGACAGAGGGCAACUGUGUGGCAUUCAACCCUCACACCAGUGCAAUCUGUUUGCCAGUGCCAGGCAAUAAGUGGGGCAAGAGGCCUGCUGCCUGUGUCAUCACUGGCUGGGGCAUCACAGACUCUGAGUACUCCCGGACCCUGCUGCAGGCUUGGGUUCCCCUGCUGCCAUCUUGGAAGUGUAAAAAGCGCUACGGUGAACGCUUCACUAGCCGCAUGCUGUGUGCCGGCAGCCUGUCAGAGCGUCGCCGCGUGGACAGUUGCCAGGGCGACAGUGGGGGCCCUCUGGUGUGCCAGGAGGAGGGGGGCCGCUGGGUGCUGACAGGGAUCAUUUCUUGGGGUCACGGCUGCGGUGACCCAUCCUUCCCUGGGGUGUACACGCGGGUUAGCAGAUUCCUGCGAUGGAUUGACCAGGUCAUCAGCAAACCUUACAAGAACUUAUGAUGCUACUGCGGGGUAAACAGUGAUACAAAGUGACUUGUGGGGGUGGGGGCAUAUGGAUAAAGAGGAAUCCGGCAAGGCAUUGGUUACACAUGCUUGCUCUUGGACUCUUAAAGUGAGUGCUUUUGUCAUCCAUUUCUUGGCCCUCCUCACUUGAAGAAGCUUGUAAAUGGCGUUGUAUAUUGUGUAAGAGGUGAACAGAGCGUUGUGUGAGUGCAUGUAAUGCACCAAUGUUCCAAACAUGAGCUGAAGUGAUAUGUCACUCAUUUUGAAAAAUGUUUUGUUGUAAUUGAGGACCAGCACAGAGAGCUCAGACCUCACAAGAAAACAGUUCUACCAUUGAUUAUUUCAUUUCAUUUUUUAAACAGUCAACAUUUUCUGUUAAAUAUUUCUGGCUGUAAAAAUUUGAAACUUUGUAUAUGUAACAAUUUGAGUCGAUAAAGGAGUUUAUUUUUAAGAAUGCUAGCCGAGGGGAAGUCCACCUCAGUGGCAGGAGGCUAACAGUUAGCAUUUGGAACAUCAAGCCAGUAUCCAGCACUCAGUAACAAGGAGAGAAAGAUAGCACCUCUAAGGUCUUACAUAACAACGAGGGGGGAAGUGAAAUACUGUCACAUUUUCAAAAUGGGUGAACUAUCCCUUUAAAAAGACUGCAAAAUGUAAAUGACCUUGCACUAAAAUGCUUUCCAUACAAUCACACUUGGUCAUCUGUAAAUUAUAGCUUCAUUUAAGAGGCCAAAGAAUGUCAUUAGGGGGAAAACUCAUAUAAUGCAUUGAAGAAUGAUAUAGGAUAUAGGAUAUAGGACACUGGAUAUACUGUUGCACCUGUACAAACAGAUUUACUUAGCUUUACUUGUGAUAAUGUUUCAUCACCAUUCCAAGUGGACCCUGACAGGUUUGUCUCCCAAUUAGCACCAUAGUCCAACUGUUACUCAUGCAAAGAUGAUUUGGAAUAAAACUGACUAAGAUGUAUGAUGGGUGAUUGGCAAGUUUGUGGCCUAAGUUAGGAGUUGUUUUUUUUUUUGUUUGUUUGUUUUGUUUUGUUUUUCAACAUCGUCCCUUCUUACAUCAGCUCACAUAAUCCUGUGGUGCUGUCUUGGGCCCCCAGCAGGUGAUCCACAGCAUCAGUGACAUCAUCAUCUGAGGCAAAACACAUUUGUAGGAGAUACCGAGCUCGGUGGCAGUGUCACGCUCGCUGACUCGUCGAUCUUCCAUGAUGAUGUCAUCAGUCUUGCCAGUGGUCUCCUCUGUGGUGACCCUCCAUCCUGUAUGGGGUCAUCUUCCAGGUUCUCCCUUGCGUAUUUGAAGUCAUCAGCAGCCCACUUCUUUACCAUGCUGAUUGAGGGUGUAUCCUCUCCUAGUGUGUUCACUGUCUUCGUGGACUUCCUUGGGUGUUAAGCCCUUGAGACUGACUUUCAAAGUUUAAUUAUCCAUAACAAAAAACAACUCAAGUGAAUCACAACCUUUUGUGUAAUCAUUCACUCUGUAAGUUCAGUUGAACACAAACUCUGAGAAAAUUGUGUAGCUCGUGUUCUUCUAACUUAGGCCUCAGACUUCCCACCGCUCAUAAUUAUCACCCCUGAUAAUUAGUGAAAAGAAGAAACACAAGAGAUGAAAAGAUGUCAAUAGCUGUAUUCACAUCAGCACUAAACAUCUCAUUUUAGCACUUCGCAGCACACAUCUGAUCUUCCUGUUGUCAAAAUACUGGAAUCUGAUAUGGCAAGAUAGUGAGAGGUCCACUGACAGGCUUUGUAUACAUGACUGAAAGGGACUUUCAGGAAAUGUCUGUAUCUAUCAGUUUGACUUGGACUUCUCCCAAGCUGUUCUUGUAGUUACUUUUUUUUUUUUUAGCAGCAUUAUAAUUAUGUAAGUAUUGUUAAAAGUAUGUGCUUGCAAGUGUGCUAUCACUUUUCAUACAAAACCCACAAUUUAUACUUGUAUUUUCUGUUCUGUGCCUAAAUGUUGCAGUCUUAUUGCCUCAGGUCAAUGCAAUAUUCAUAUAAUUCUUAUUUAUUUGAAAGAAAAAACACAUCCAAUGAGUUACUGUAAGUGUUGGUUGUAAUUAUGUAGUUAGUGUUUAUUAUUACAUGAUCACAUUCCACUAUGAGUCUUGAAAUUCAAACCAGACAUGCUAUGGGGAUAUUCAAAGUGAUAUGCCUCAGCUUUAGGACACUACUGUAUACCACAAGACUCAAAUAGUUUAGCUAGCAAUGUUUUUUUUUUUUUUUCUUUAUUUGAACCCCUUUAAGAUUCCAUCUGAUAAUACAAGACAGAUUAUCAGAUGGAGUCUCGUGAUCUCUGAUUAUCCUUAAUUCCUCUAAGAUUGCUCUAUGAAAUUUUCACCUGUUUGAUAAUAAGCCUAAUAAUGAGGCCUGUCUCUCUUUUGCCAAUUUCAUGUUAAAAGAGCUUGAAC
Myripristis murdjan (pinecone soldierfish) is the source of this 4831-nucleotide messenger RNA. Its product is annotated as neurotrypsin. Gene Ontology annotation, biological process: proteolysis. Gene Ontology annotation, molecular function: serine-type endopeptidase activity. The transcript is spliced from 13 exons. The record is from RefSeq and is a predicted model, not a curated record. Bases 1 to 2424 code for a protein of 807 amino acids. Gene Ontology annotation, cellular component: membrane. Lineage: Eukaryota; Metazoa; Chordata; Actinopteri; Holocentriformes; Holocentridae.